UUAACAGAACCUUUAUUGUGAUAUUGGAAAAAGAUUAGCCAUUAGGAUGAUUAGGAUUACAUUAAGAUUCACAUUUGACCUUGAGUCAAGAUGGUCUGAAAAAACUACUCAUAUUGAGAAACUAUAAUGUUGACAGUUCAAACAAUUUUAAAAAUCUCUAUGCUGAAUAGGAAUCCCCAGAGCUAGAGCAGAUUCUGGACAUAAUGAGUUACUCACAGCGUGGACGAAUGGACGGACAGUGUUGCACUCUAAGUCCUGCUAAAAUAGAGACUACAUCUGCAGGUUGGAAUAGUGAAAAAACCACAGUACAGUAUACAUCUCCCUUUUUUGGCCUGAUUAUUGAUUGUUUCAUUCUUGCUUCCCACAGGGUCAAAAGAUGAGAGAUCAUCCCAUACUUCAGAUAAUAAACAGGGACAAUAUGUCAACUCGCAUUUAUCGUUGCCUGGAUUUAAUUACCAAGUACUAGAUUUAUGAUUUAUGACAAGUAAGACUGAUGAAUAAAUUACAUGAGCUCUCAAUUAUUACCUGUUUUCUCAGGAAAGUGGACGUAAUGAUCAUCAUGUCUCUGCACCUCAUAUCUCUGUGACUGAGAGUACUCCAGAUAGAAACAGGAAGCAUCUGUCAGUUCCAGUUGACCAAUUACAGGUUCCUUCUCAACGUGAACGCUCAAAUUCUAUAAAGUCAGAAUCACCUGCUGAACAGCAAAAGUUCAUGGAGAUGAUUACCUAUGGCCAGCGUGGACGCAUGGAGGACCAGUGCUGCUCAUUGGAUCCUAGCAAGAGUGCUCCUUGCACACCCAGAUACACAGAGAAAAAACCUGUUGCAAUUUCAGAUCCUGAAAUGUUCUUCAAUCUGUUGGCCGACACCCAGAGCCGACGGCUCGAUGACCAGCGAGUGUCGCUUCCGUCAUUACCAGGAUUACAAAAUGAAAAGGGCACUUCUAUGGGAGAUUCAAGCUACUUGUGUUACAUGGUCUCUAAAGUUCAAGGCUCCAGAAUGGAUGAUCAAAGGUGUUCAUUACCUCAAAUGCUACCCCCAGAGACACCGUGUUCAUCAAACAAGGAUCAGUCUGAAUCUGGUUUAAACCCAUUACGCUCAGCCUCCUUCAGCUCAGACAUAAAACAACUAAAAAGUGAGGAUAAAAAACCUCAAAAACAGUUCUUGACUCCAGCUGAACAGGAAGAUCUUUUCACCUUAAUUAGUAAUUCCCACCAUGGCCGAAUGGAUGAACAGCGAUGUGUCCUAAAUUCUACACCCCAGUCCACACCUAAGCACCAUUUCACUCAAAGUGAAAUCCCCCAAGAUUCUGAUAAUUUCUUCAGCUUGCUGGCCAGCUCACAGGGCCGACGACUGGACGACCAGAGAGUGUCCCUUCCUUCAUUACCUGGAAUACAGAAUGGAGGUACCACAUUAACACCCACUGCUGCUGAGGCGGAUGCAAGCUACUUGUGUUAUCUGGUUUCCAAAGUCCAGGGCUCAAGGAUGGAUGAACAGAGAUGUUCUGCACCCCACAUCUUCCAGAACCUGGGUACCCCAUCAGCUCAGCACAAAAAUAAUCUUACAUCAGGCACAUCUGGUAAACCUCUGUGGAGGUCUGCCUCGUUAAACCAUGACAAAACUGAACAGCGUGGGCAGGGAAUAUCGGCAGCUGAGCAAGAGCAGUUCCUUAAAAUGAUAAGUCGCAUACAAAGUGGACGCAUGGAAGAGCAACGCUGCUUUUUACAACCCAGUAGAAGCACACCUUCCUCACCUACACACAAUGGCAGUGCUUUGAAUAAAGUACCCAUAGGUGCAGAAGCAGAGGCAUUCUUCAAAACCAUCACCUCCAGUCAGUCGCGACGACUAGAUGAUCAACGUGUUGCACUUCCUACCUUGCCAGGGAUAAGUGGAAAUUCUGAAGGAAAAGUAGACAUACAACGACAUACAACGGCUGAAAUCCCAGUCUCUCCACUACCACAGAUCACAGUUGCUAAAUGUACACCUACAACUUCAAAAAAGAACUGUUCUACACCUGCCUCACAACCUCAAAUGGCUUAUGGAAAGCCUGGUUCCACUGAGGCCUUACCCAAAUCUGCUUCACUUAUUCCCAAGGCAGAAUUUAAGAAGAAGUCUAAUUUCCCAGCUAAGGUAACAGUGAGUGUAUCUGUGAGCUUCACACCUCAGGAGAAGAAUGCCAAUGAGCCAGAUGCAUUCCCAGAUGUCUAUCUAACUCUUGGAGCCCCAGGGGACAACCUUGUGAUACCUCUGAGUUCAGUAUGUGGCAGACCCCUGUCCUUUGACUUAAACCUUGUUAUGAAGGAAGAUGUUAAGUUCAGGCAUCGCUCUCCAAGCCAUUCCAGUCCCAGAAAAAACAACUCUCCCAACAAAGGAGCAACUGGUAAAGCACAUCCUACAUGCUCACAGGAACAGGGGAAGCUUGUGACCAGCCACAUCAGUGCAGAUGUAAACUCCUUCUCCCUGACUGAAAAGACUCAGCUGGAGAAAGGAAUGGCUCAAGAAGGACAAAAGGGGAAAGGAGAACUUGGAAAGGUGAGGGAAAAGGCACAGCAUGGAAAAGGAAAGGGCGCUGUAAAGAAAGACAUGAAGAAGAGUGGCAAAUAAUGUACUUGUAAAU
Molecule: messenger RNA, 2614 nt
Organism: Oreochromis aureus
Lineage: Eukaryota; Metazoa; Chordata; Actinopteri; Cichliformes; Cichlidae
Exons: 12
Coding region: 712-2601 (629 amino acids)
Molecular function (GO): guanyl-nucleotide exchange factor activity; protein binding
Source: RefSeq, a predicted model, not a curated record